This is a messenger RNA of Phaethon lepturus (White-tailed tropicbird), 393 nucleotides long. Its product is annotated as B-cell differentiation antigen CD72-like. Lineage: Eukaryota; Metazoa; Chordata; Aves; Phaethontiformes; Phaethontidae. The record is from RefSeq and is a predicted model, not a curated record. Gene Ontology annotation, molecular function: transmembrane signaling receptor activity. Gene Ontology annotation, cellular component: plasma membrane. The transcript is spliced from 3 exons. The annotation marks the transcript as partial.
GUCACCCGCAGCCUGUGGGAUGCCUCCCAAAAGCACAUGGCUAAGUGGGGCUGCCUCUUGCAGGAGGUGAACAUUCAGGAGCAGAACCUGGAGCAGAUGCAGGUGGAGGUGGCGUGGGCAAGAGCAGAGCUACAGAAAGUGUGGCGGGGGGGAAACAGACAGCACUUGGCUGUGCUGGAGAAGGAGAUGCAGGAGGUGCAGGGGAAGCUCAACAACAGCGAGAGCACAGUGAGCAGCCUGUGUGCCUGUGUGAAUACAAAUUGCCGCCCCUCAGGCUGGAUGCUGUACAGGGGCAAAUGCCUCUUCAUCUUGGUGGAGAAGACGACCUGGUGGGAGAGCCAGAAGUACUGCAAAGUGAAAUCUGCUCAGCUGCUGUGGGAAGAGGUGUCCAUG